GGAAGCCCUGGCCGAGCGGGCGCGGCCACCCCGGGCAGCGGCGGAGAGAAUCGAGGCAUUGACAGUCCCCCGCGAAACUGGCUCUGUAGCUGGGCCCGGCUUUACCGCUUCAGAGCUAGACCUCGGCCCUGCCCGAGGUGUCCUGCACCUGCUGGUGCCGGCUGCUGGGCGAGCCUCCCCUGCGGGGGCUUUCCGCAGCCACGUGAGCUGCGGGGAGGGGGAUGGAGGAGCAGGACCUCCCAGGAUGGGAGCAUCCCUGGGCAGACUUCCUCAGCAGCAUCCGAGCAAGAGAAGAGCCCCGGUCCAUGGAAGUCAGCGGGAAGUGGAAGCACGUGCAUAUGUUUGGAUGAAUGAAAUGAACCUGAGUUCGGUAGGGAUGGACCAGCUGACCUCAUCCUCUGUAAGCAAUGCCCUGCCUGUCUCAGGAAGUCACUUGGGACUGACUGCAUCACCCACUCACAAUGCCAUACCUGCACCAGGCUUGCCUGUUGCAAUUCCAAACUUGGGCCCCUCCUUGAGUUCCUUGCCCUCUGCCCUAUCUCUGAUGCUCCCAAUGGGUAUUGGGGAUCGAGGAGUGAUGUGUGGUAUACCAGAGAGAAACUACACCCUACCUCCACCACCUUAUCCUCACCUGGAGAGCAGCUACUUCAGACACAUUCUACCUGGUAUUUUAUCUUAUUUAGCAGACAGACCUCCACCUCAGUACAUCCACCCCAACACUAUAAAUGUCGAUAGCAAUCCAGCUUUAUCUGUCUCCAAUAAUCCUUCAGCCCUAGAUCCCUUCCAGCCCAGUGGAACUGUGGGACUGGAACCAGGGAUUGUUUCCAUGGACUCUCGUGCAGUGAACACACACGGUGCUCAAAACCUGCAUCCUAGUGACAGCCAUGAGGUAGCACUGGAUACCACAAUCGCUAUGGAGAGUGUUUCGAGGGUAACCAGUCCAAUAUCUACUGAUGGGAUGACUGAGGAGCUUACGAUGGAUGAUGUAGCUGGGGAUCAUUCACAAAUCCCAAAUGGCUCCCGGAAUCAUGCACCAUUAGCUGUAGACACGGUAGACAGUAACUUGGCUUCAGAUGCAGUGGGUCAUAGUGGUGUCAUACCCAUUCAUGGUAACACUUUGGAGAUUCCUGUUGUCAUGGAGCCUGACCACAUUGCAGGCCGGGUAAGCGGUAUAUCGGACAGCACAUUAAAUGACUCCAUACAUACCGUGGCCAUGAGCACCAACUCUGUGAGCGUGGCGCUCUCUACCUCACACAACCUAACUUCCCUGGAAUCUGUCUCCUUGCAUGAAGUGGGCCUCAGUCUCGAGCCUGUGGCUGUGUCUUCCAUAAACCAGGAAGUAGCCAUGGGUCCAGGCCAUGUGGAUGUGACUUCAGACAGUCUUGCCUUUGUACCAUCAUCUCUGCAAAUGGAAGACUCCAAUUCAAACAAGGAGAAUAUGGCUACUUUGUUUACCAUAUGGUGCACGCUCUGUGACAAGGCCUACCCAUCAGACUGCCCAGAUCAUGGGCCAGUAACCUUCAUUCCUGACACCCCAAUAGAGAGCCGAGCCAGACUUUCUCUCCCAAAACAGCUUGUUCUCCAGCAGUCUAUCAUGGCACCUGAAGUAGGUGUGUGGACUCGGGAGACCAUUCCUGUGAGGACUUGCUUUGGACCUCUGAUUGGGCAACAGAGUCACUCUUUGGAAGUAGCAGAUUGGACAGACAAGACAACCAAUCACAUUUGGAAGAUGUAUCACAAUGGCGUCCUGGAGUUCUACAUCAUUACAACUGAUGAAAACGAGUGUAACUGGAUGAUGUUUGUACGCAGAGCCCGGAAUCGGGAAGAGCAGAAUCUGGUAGCUUAUCCCCAUGAUGGAAAAAUGUACUUCUGCACCUCACGGGACAUCCCUCCUGAACAAGAGCUUCUCUUUUAUUACAGUCGGGAUUAUGCUAGACAGAUUGGUGUCCCAGAACACCCAGAUGUGCACGUCUGUCACUGUGGAAAGGAAUGCACUUCCUACACAGAGUUUAAGGCCCAUCUGAGCAGUCACAUCCAUAACCACAUCCCCAGCCAGGGGCACAGCAGCAGCCAUGGAUCGGGGCACAGUAAGGAAAGGAAGUGGAAGUGCUCCAUGUGCCCCCAAGCUUUCAUUUCUCCUUCCAAACUUCAUGUCCAUUUCAUGGGACACAUGGGCAUGAAGCCACACAAGUGCGAUUUCUGUAGCAAAGCUUUCAGUGAUCCCAGCAACCUCCGGACUCACCUCAAGAUACACACAGGUCAGAAAAAUUAUCGCUGCGCCCUCUGUGACAAGUCGUUCACCCAAAAGGCUCACCUGGAAUCACACAUGGUUAUCCACACUGGGGAGAAGAACCUGAAGUGUGAUUACUGUGAUAAGGUGUUCAUGCGGAGGCAGGACCUCAAGCAGCAUGUACUCACCCAUACACAAGAACGGCAGAUCAAGUGUCCCAGGUGUGACAAGCUGUUCCUGAGGACAAAUCAUCUGAAGAAACAUCUCAAUUCCCAUGAAGGAAAGAGGGACUAUGUGUGUGAAAAAUGCUCCAAGGCUUAUCUAACCAAAUAUCACCUCACUCGCCACCUCAAAAUCUGCAAAGGCCCCACAUCCAGUCUCUCAGCCCAGGAAGAGGAGGAUUCGGAGGAGGAAGAAUUAAUAGAGUCAGUGAGGACUGAAGACUGUAGGAUUAACAGUGGAGUGUAUUCAACAGAUGACUCUCUCUCUGGACAUAAGUGACGGAAGAGGGAGGAAAAGUCACUCCCCUUUCCCCAAGCAUCAUGUUUUUAUCAAUGAAACAUUGUAUCCCUAUUUAAUAAGCCCUACGGCUAAAACUCUGAAUGAGAAUGGAUGACGCACUUAUCUGUUAAGAAACAGUUUCUAGUAAGGAGAUCAAAAAAAUACACUGUGCACAGACUGCCUCUUGUUUUUCAUAUAUUUUGCUCAAACACUGACAUGAUAAGAAAGUCACCUUGCUCCAGUCUUCGGAUGGAAAAAUCAUGAAAAAAGAUUUGGUUACCAUAGGAACCUGAGAGUUAACAUCUUGAACUGCCAAAGCCAUGAAAGUAUGUUGGGGAUUUAAAAGGAAAAAAAUGUGUAUUUUGAUACUUUAAUUCAAAGGGGUUUGUGUGUUCUCUCUCAGGCUCAGAGCAUAAUACAGAGAAUUCGAAUGCUCAGCUUUCCUUCUAGAAGUACAAAUUAAAUGCUUUGGUUAAAAAAUAGUCUGAAAUCAGCACUCCUGGUGGAUAACACAAUUACCUGAGCACAAAAUUGUAUAGGAGACCAACAUUUGGCUUUCAGAUAAGUGUUGCCUCUUAAUUUCCAGUUCAAUAGGAGAUGAGGCAUGUAGUGAUCCUACUUAAUUCCAUAUGUUCAGUUUUGAUGGGUUGACUUGGCUUUAGAACACCAGAGGCUUGAAAUUGUCCAGCUAGUUUAUAUUACUCAUUAUUAAGCUGUAAACUGUAGCCACGUAAGGUGCUGGUGAUGAUGGGAGGGUUUGCUGCUAAUGUAUUUAUGGAAUGAAAAUGUACUUCAUUCAAACCUGUUUUCCUUUUGGAAAAAUUAAAAUGUGGCUCUUUUCUAAGGUGCUCUCUCAUACUUACAAGUCUCCCUUUUGAAAGUUUCUGACUUUAUGCGUUUCCAGACCACAAUGGAAAAAUGCAGAUCCUCAGUGUGUGUAUCAACAUGUACCACACUCCUAACCCAAUUCUGCCUUUGUAGGGCUUGCUGCUACUGUCCCCAUGCAGUUAAGCAUUAUACACAAACAUUAUUUUGAAAAACUGUCAUUUCAGAGCCAGUUUUAAUAAAAUGGCAGCUGAGGGCCUGUCAACAAGGUUGAAUUUAACAGAGACUGUUAAAAAUAACCAGAGAGCUCGUUUUGCCAUGCUCUCUCUCUCAAUUACUUAAACUGUAGAGCUUCCUCGAGGAAAGAACAGUUUGAAGAUCUCUGAUGGCAUAACCGUGAGAGAUACCACAGCUGAGGAAGAGUGACUUGCACUACAAAUAGGAACUUUGCUGAUAUGGCUCCAGCCCAAACUUUGAUUUUGUUAAGUCCCAGCCCUUGUAAGCACUUUAAAGAUGUACAGAUCCUGGUAAAAAUGCAAUGAGUAGCUGCUGAACUAAUCACAGUUAGGUGUGGGGGUAGGGUAACAGACUGCCUAUAUGUAUUCAGGCUGUGGGGGCAAAAUACAUAAAGAGCAUUGAGUGGAAAGAGGAUGUACUGUGUAAAUGCAUGUAGUAGACCUUACCCAGAUAAACAGGCAGCAAAUCUGUGUAAAUUAGUAUUUACUGGGAUUUUGUUUACAGAAGUUGGCAAGGGGGUCAGACCUACAGAGGUAGUUAGAUGCCUCACUCACCCCUGCAACCUCCCCUUUGCCUUCCAUCUAAACUCAUGUGGCACCCAAAGUUUCCCUAGGUGACUCAAGUUUCUGCCUCUGGAUAGGCAGCUGGAUGACUUUUAUACCUUAGGCCCAGCAUGAUUAUCAAACCAGGGGAAGUAAGAUCUUCUGAUCACAGCUGGCUGGGUGGGUAUGCUCGAGGCAGCCCAUGCUGGCAGUAGGCUCAUGUGUUUACAUGGCAAAAGCAACCGGAAAAUAAAUUCAAGCUGGAAGUGCAGCACACCCUUCAUUUCUGAAAAAAGUCAAGGUAUUUUUUUUUUUUUUUUUUUUUUUUUUACAGUAAGUACAACUGCUUUGGAGAAACAAUUUCUAUCUCAGCCACUAAAGGAGCAUAGGAUUAGCAAACACUCCAUUAUAUGAAAGCGACUAUCCCUAAGCAUAAAGCUUUUGAAAACAGGCACUUAACUACUUCUACACUUCCUACCUUGAAAAGCAGAAAGUAAAGUUCACUUGUACAAAAGGAAAUCCCUUGUUAACUGAAUCUAGGUGCACAAACAAAAGCAGAUUCUACCUACUGAUUUUUUCCCCCCCUUCCAAAAGUUACAAGACAAUUAGCUGAAAAUAUAAUAGUAUUGAUUGACAAUACAGUACUUUCUCAACUCCUGGGGCUCAAAUAUACAUUAUCAAUUAAAAAAAGGCUCCAGUGACCCAGCCAAAGGAGUACGGAAUUUAAGAAAAGUUUGCUAGUUUGUUUUUGUUUUUAUCUAUACUGAAAAAGCUAAAGCAGUACAACUGCCCUACUAUGUACAAAGUUAUUCUUGUAUAGGAAAGGGAAAUAAGCUGCACGUCACCUGUGUGUAAUUACAACAGCAUUAGGGCAUAUACUGAUAUAAGUCAGUAUAUUGGUAAAAAUAAACAAAAUACCACACAGUCUAGCCUCAUUUUAAAAAGAAACUGAAUUUCUCACAGAUCAUCAUCCCAGAAGCUGAAACUUUAGUGUGAGAUAUUGGCAACCAAGAACCCCACCGUCUAGCCAAACCUAACUGACAGAAAGAUACUUUAAUAAGAAGGCUGUUAAGACAGAAUGAAACUGAAUGUCAGGACUAUAGAUCAGGAAUGGACUACUUGGGGGGG
Messenger RNA from Dermochelys coriacea (leatherback sea turtle), 5463 nucleotides. It is a transcript of the gene PRDM4, whose product is annotated as PR/SET domain 4. NCBI's taxonomy places the organism in Eukaryota, Metazoa, Chordata, Testudines, Dermochelyidae. The coding region runs from base 245 to 2731 and encodes 828 amino acids. Gene Ontology annotation, cellular component: cytoplasm; nucleus. Gene Ontology annotation, biological process: regulation of transcription by RNA polymerase II; transcription by RNA polymerase II; cell fate commitment. The transcript has 11 exons. Gene Ontology annotation, molecular function: DNA-binding transcription factor activity, RNA polymerase II-specific; RNA polymerase II cis-regulatory region sequence-specific DNA binding; histone deacetylase binding. The record is from RefSeq and is a predicted model, not a curated record.